CCGGAAGCCUGUCCAACACAGCUGAAGAACAACACACGGCGAUCGUUUCCGUUCUUGGCUUUUUACAGUCUUAACUCAGACGAUUUAAAGGCCAUUUUUACUAUUUAUAUUCUUCGUGAAGGGGAAUCGAAUAUUAAAUCAAGAUGGGGGGUGGUGAUUUGAACUUGAAAAAGAGCUGGCAUCCCCAGACUAUGAAAAACAUUGAGCGGGUUUGGAAAGCCGAGCAGAAACAUGAAGCUGAACGCAAAAAGAUCGAGGAACUUCAGAAGGAGCUCAAAGAGGAACGAGCCAGAGAAGAAAUGACGAGAUAUGCAGAAGAAACAGGGGCUAUAAAAAAAAAAGAUGAUCGCUUGGACUGGAUGUACCAAGGCCCUGCCGGCCAGGUGUCCAGAGAUGAAUACCUGCUGGGUCGUCCCAUUGACAAACAGAUCACUGACCAGUAUGCUGACCCCGAGAGCGGCCCAUCCAUGGAGACUGGACUCCUGCCCGGCUCCAUCUUCAACCCAAACACAGCGACAUCCGGACUCGACAUGGCUGCCAAGAUCAGAGAGGACCCCCUGUUUGAAAUCAGGAAAAGAGAAGAGGCAAAGAAGAGAGAAGUCCUGACUAAUCCAGUAAAGAUGAAGAAAAUCAAAGAAAUGCUUCGUCAGAAUUUGGACAAAGACAAGAAGAAGAAAAGAAAGAAGGAAAAGAAAGAGAAAAAAGACAAAGACAGAAAAAAGGAGAAGAAACACAAGAAACGAACCUCCAGUUCAAGCUCAGAUGAGGAGGAUGACAGAAAACACAAAUCCCAUUCACACUAUGAAGCUUCAUCUGAUAAAAAGCUAAAUGGUCACCAUCUACCAGGCUAUGGAUUACAGCUUCCAGCAGGUAAAAGUCAUCACAUCUCGACUUCCUACGAAAAUCAUUCUUCACGGCGAGAAAGAAGUCGCUCCCGAUCACCCCAUAGAAACCACAGGGACCACCAUUCCUCCUCCAACAGAAGUGACAGACGAGACAAUCCCAGAGCUCCCACUCCACCGAAAGAGCGCUACCAAAGACACAACCACCAUGUCUCCAAGAAGCUAUCUGCAGAUGAGUUGGAGCGUAAAAGGCGAGUUAUGAUGGACCAGGCCAAACAAAGAGAAGAAGACAGAGAAAAUAAUGUAAAAAGAUACAAAAAACAAGAUGAGAGGGAGAAACAGCGGGAGCAAAACACCAAACGCGAAGAGCAUGCUGGCUUCAUUCAUAACAUGAAACUGGAGAGUGCUGCUUCCUCCUCGCUGGAAGACAGAGUGAAAAGGAACAUCCACUCAAUUCAAAGAACUGCAGCUUCUCAAGACCAUUUCAUGAGGAGAUAAAAACACAGACAAUGAGUUGACAUUCAGUCUACCCAUAUGUUUUUACUGCAGGGAUGGAUGGUUAUCAUGGAUUGGCUUUAUUUUUAAAAGCACAUUUACUUAUUUUAAUGGAUAACUGUUUCUUGUACAAACUUUUAGUUUAACUUUUAGUAGUAAUUCCAUUGCAACUUUGUACAGAGUAAUGUUACUUGACCCAUUUGCCAUAUAUUUUUGAUGUUGUAAUAAUGAUUGAGUAUUGAAAAUUUUCCUGGCAAUUAAACAAUAGUCCAAACAG
Boleophthalmus pectinirostris (great blue-spotted mudskipper) is the source of this 1614-nucleotide messenger RNA. It is a transcript of the gene cwc25, whose product is annotated as CWC25 spliceosome associated protein homolog. The record is from RefSeq and is a predicted model, not a curated record. Gene Ontology annotation, biological process: mRNA splicing, via spliceosome. The transcript is spliced from 9 exons. Bases 144 to 1340 code for a protein of 398 amino acids. NCBI's taxonomy places the organism in Eukaryota, Metazoa, Chordata, Actinopteri, Gobiiformes, Gobiidae. Gene Ontology annotation, cellular component: U2-type spliceosomal complex.